Macrosteles quadrilineatus (aster leafhopper) is the source of this 2680-nucleotide messenger RNA. Its product is annotated as major facilitator superfamily domain-containing protein 12-like. Gene Ontology annotation, biological process: carbohydrate transport. The transcript is spliced from 11 exons. The coding region runs from base 260 to 1669 and encodes 469 amino acids. The record is from RefSeq and is a predicted model, not a curated record. Lineage: Eukaryota; Metazoa; Arthropoda; Insecta; Hemiptera; Cicadellidae. Gene Ontology annotation, molecular function: symporter activity. Gene Ontology annotation, cellular component: membrane.
UGUUUCUGGUUAGCCUCGGUUUCAUUAUAUUAUUAUUACCGUACUCAAUUCUAUAAAAUAGUUAAGUAACAAUCACUGACGUUUUUACUCACCUCCUAUAACGUAUCUUUGAACGUGUGAUUUGUUUUAUGAGCUAAGUAUAAACUGUUUCAUACAAAAUAAAAUUUAAGUUAUUGGUUGAGGUUAUGUUUUUUGUUCAGGCAAGAAGCAGAAGAAGAUUUAACAAUAUCUACCAUAGUUUUAAGGUGGCAAGCCUAGGAUGACCCUUACUCUAGGCCGCAAGUUGGCCUAUGGCGUGGGUCAUGUGUUCAACGACCUUUGCGCCUCCAUGUGGUUCACCUAUACACUCAUCUUCUUCAACAAAGUCAUCCUCUUCAGCAGCAGUCUUGCAGGCAUAGUUGUGCUAACAGGACAGAUCGCCGAUGGACUAGCAACACCGUUUGUUGGAUAUUUCUCCGAUCGAGGUGACGACUUUUGGAUUUGCAAGUACGGACGGAGGAAAACAUGGCAUUUGAUAGGCACGCUGUGCGUGGUGGCCAGUUUUCCGUUCAUCUUCACGCCGUGUCUGGGCUGCGAAGACAGCGACUCUUGGGCCCAGAUGAUCUACUACUCCGCGUUUGUCAUCAUCUUCCAGUUCGGCUGGGCGUCUGCGCAGAUCUCUCACUUGUCCCUGGUGCCCGAGUUGACUCCGGACGAACACGAGAGGACCUCACUUCUUGCCAUUAGAUAUAGUUUCACCGUAAUCUCAAACAUUGUGGUCUACUUACUUUUGUGGAUAGUUCUACAAGUUGACAGUAAUAACCCUGACGCUCCCAUCACACCUAAGGACACCGGCAAAUUCCAGGUUGUGGCCUACACUGUGGUGGCGCUGGGCUGUGUUACGUCGUUCGUCUUCCACACGGGAGUGAAGGAAACUCAGCGGGAGACGCUGCUGCCCCACGAUGAGCUCGGCAUUCCUGGCUCUAGACAAGAAUCUGUCUCUAUCUCUCCUUGGGGACUGUUUGGGAAAAUACGACUGUACCAGGUUGCAGUAUUGUACAUGGCCACUAGACUGUUUGCCAACAUCAGCCAGACAAUUUUCCCUUUGUAUCUCCACGAUGUGCUUCACCUCGGAGGUCAGAACAUUGCGAUUCUGCCUCUCGUCAUGUAUGCUUUCAGCUUCCUCAUGUCCACGCUGAUCAAACCUCUAAACAAAAAAUGCGGUCGUAAGGUGGCCUUCUGUUUCGGAGCUGCUGUCGGUGUUGGAGUGUCCAUCUGGGUGAGGGUGGGAGAGGGGGAAUUCUACACAUCGUACUUGAUCUACGCCGUCGCUGGACUCUACGGAAUAACGUCGUCAGCCUUGCUAGUUACAAGUCUAGGAAUCACUGCAGAUCUGAUUGGACAUGAUCUCAACAAUGGAGCUUUCAUCUACGGACUCAUGAGUUUCUGUGAUAAACUGUCAAACGGAGCGUUAGUCAUGGUCAUUCAAACAUGGACGUGUUGGCCAACAUGUGCGACACAUUAUAGAGAGUCCCUCUCAUACGUGUGUGGUGGAGCAGCUUUGUUGGGAGCUGUAGCCGUUAUGUCACUUUGUAAUACGCCCACCACAGAAGAACUCGAGGAAGAUCAAAAUAAGAGAAGUGAACGACAAGAAGAAACUAGAGAAAAUGUAAUCUCAGUGAACGCUUAAUCCUAAUAGUAUAUAGAAUUCUUAAGAAGUAUUGAAAACAGGUUAUUAUAUUGUACAAGAUAGUUUACUUACAUUCCCUUGUCCCGGUUAGUAUUGCAGAUUAGAUAUUUGAACACACAGUGUUAUUUUUUUAUUAUGAGAGUAUUAUCAGUGUCAUAAUUUGCAAAUGUUUGUUGCUCAAACUUUUACCAUUAGUGAUUUAGAUAAACUAAAUAUUUUUAUUAUUAACUAGACAAUUAUUUUGUUAGUUUAGCAGAACCGUUUAGUAAUUGUAAAUAUAAAUGCAUGAAUCAUUCCAUCAUCUAAUUCAUAACACUUUUUAAAAUCUAAAAAGAAAAUUUUAUAAUAAAAUAACAAACUAGUUUUGUUCUUUUUUCCUAAAAGGACUUUAAGCUUUAAACAUAGGAUCUACCAUCUCAGAUUGAUUUCUGUUAUUAUACGAUAUUCUGUAACAAUUAAUUAGUUUUAAGAUAUAGUUUUACAUAUGAGUUGUUAUGUUUUUUAUCAGUUUAGAGUUUAUCCUUUGUGUGCAAUAUUUGAUUGAUAUAUUUAUUUUUAUAUGUAACUUUGUUUGAGUUUUCAGGGUAAUUUGUAUUUUAUAUGUGAACUUUAAUAGCUUUAUGGUUAUUGUUAUAUUGUAUAUUUUAUAAUAACGUUAACUUAUUUGUUUUAAACUCACAGGUAUGACUAUGAAUUCUGUUUUUAGUGUUUGGCACACACAUUAUUUAGGGUGUAAUGUUGGUUGCAUUUAAAAAAAAUUAGGUACCAAAGUUUUGUCAAAAUAGAAUUGUAAUUUUCUUGAAUGAUGAUGAUUUUCUGGACCUUUUAUUCAAAGUAAUAUUUUUAUAUAUAUUUAUAGUUUCAUCAGGGUCACUUCCAAGUUAGUUUUUCUUCUAAGUCUGUAUUUAUCAUUGUUUGUGUGAUUAAAGAUUCAUUGUUAGUGUCAAUUACUAUUAAGUCAUCGCCCAUUUUACUGUGGUGCUGUGAUUCUGUGAUAAUUAAAUUUAUUUA